GUUCAUACAUACAUCCUUCAAAAGCCGGUCCUUGCUCCACCGGCCAACGGCUCCGCUCCCGCAGCGCAUCCGGGCAUGCAGCCCCGCUUCGACGCCCUAUCAUGCCCCGGCCGUGUCUGCUGCUUCGUCAACCCAUCCCGGACCCAGAUCCGCCGAAACAACUUCGGCUUAUACUACUCGCGAGACGAAUAGCGAGGGAGUGCUCAAGAGACGUCCCACCUAAAAUGAAGUCCCAAAGAGAAGUUGAGGCCGAGGUCCGCUCCUGGGGCUUCUCCCACGUCUUCACCUGGACCGACGGUCCGAAUGCACACUACCCGCCCCAUUCCCACGCUGGGCUCACGACACAUGUCAUCCUUCGCGGCCAGCUCACCAUUGCAUACCCCGAGGACGAGGACCCGGAACAGAGGAGCAGGAAGACCACUUACGGCGUCGGAGACCGCAUCGACGUAGAGGCUGGCCGUGUGCACGAGGUGUGGAUGGGCGCCGAGGGCUGUACGUAUGUGAUUGGGGAAUAAAUCAAGUCAACCCACCCGACCCAUCCAUCUAUCCAUCCGAUCACGAGGGAAGGAAUCGACUGUGAGCACCAAUACGAGCAUGUAUGUUUCCUGCUCGCGAUUUCUCGUCAGCCCAUCAUCUCUGCAACCUGAAGAAGGCCAACCCAGAAUCGGAAGUGAACAGAACG
This is a messenger RNA of Thermothelomyces thermophilus ATCC 42464, 682 nucleotides long. RefSeq lists its product as uncharacterized. Bases 225 to 515 code for a protein of 96 amino acids. NCBI's taxonomy places the organism in Eukaryota, Fungi, Ascomycota, Sordariomycetes, Sordariales, Chaetomiaceae. The transcript has 2 exons. The record is from RefSeq and is a predicted model, not a curated record.